This is a messenger RNA of Scleropages formosus (Asian bonytongue), 1573 nucleotides long. RefSeq names its product V-set and immunoglobulin domain containing 10 (gene vsig10). The transcript has 9 exons. Gene Ontology annotation, biological process: cell-cell adhesion. The record is from RefSeq and is a predicted model, not a curated record. The coding region runs from base 125 to 1480 and encodes 451 amino acids. Lineage: Eukaryota; Metazoa; Chordata; Actinopteri; Osteoglossiformes; Osteoglossidae. Gene Ontology annotation, cellular component: plasma membrane; cell-cell junction. Gene Ontology annotation, molecular function: cell adhesion molecule binding.
GGUACAGUAUGUGGCAAGAGCCGCACCUGCUCCCCAGAGUGACACACGCAGGUGUUUAAGGCGUCCCUUGGUGUUCGGGUUCAGCCCGCGGUGUGAUGGCUCGGUGACACGGUCCUGUACCACAAUGACAUUUACCAUGAGGAGAUCCCCGACCGCUACUCUCCUGUUCCUUUUACUGCACGCCACAGGUGUGCUGAGAGCGCAGCACGCCGAGACACUGCUGGGAACCUUGGGGGAACCGUUUAGGCUGCCGUGCCGCGCUUUCGUGGACAGUGGGAACUGGUCCACCGCGUGGAUAGAUUGGUCCGUGGACAAUCGGGUUGUGGCCAAUCGUAACCGUUCCACGCCGGCCGCGAGCGCGGGAAAUGCGCGCCUUUCCGUGUCUGACAGCGGCUCGUUGAGCAUCAGCCAAGUACGCGAGCAGGACGAGGGCUUGUACCUGUGCACCUGCUCACCGGCUGAUCCCGCCUCGCAAAGCGCGCCCAUCAUCCGCCUACUGGUUUUCAGGGAUCCAGUCAAUGUGACCACUGCAAUCAAGCCUACAGAUGUUGUUUCCAAAGCUGCUCCUAAUCAUGACCCAGAAUGCUACAGUGCCACAGGAAACGACUCCUUCCAUAUCCUGUUGCACUGUACCUGGUCUGGAGGCAACUCAACACCCAUUCUGCACUGGACCGAGGAACAGGGUCAUCAAUGGAUCAGGGAGCCAGUCCUAAAUAGUUCCGCAAUGAGUGAUAUUCUAGAGGUGUCAUUAAACCGAUCCAAACUGUAUGAUGGACAGACAUUCAAGUGCACUGGUCAUCACCAGGAACUUGUUCAAGACCGUUCCUGCUCCUUGACUUUGAAGCAACCAUUUCCUGAAGGCACUCCAAUGGUCACUGCUGUGGUAGGGAAUAAUGUCACCCUGAAAUGCAUGGAGAGCACAUCCCUUCCUCCAGCCACAACCACUUGGAAGAGGACAGUCCGGCAGGAAGACAUUUUCCCCAGCUCCAAGUAUGUCAUCUCUCAGGAGGGUCCUACUUUCAGGCUCAUGAUCAUCAAUGUCUCCAGAGAGGACGAGGGCAUUUACUUCUGCAGGAGUGAGAACCCCCUCCAGGUCGUUGAACUGGAGAUCUACCUAACAGUGAGAUCUUCUGCAGCAAACACUGGUGCAAUUUUUGGGUUGUUCAUAGCUGUUUUAAUACUCGCUGUGGCAGUUGUUGUUGGUACAGGAGCAUACCAGAACCGUGACAAAAUUUGCCUGGGUAAUACUUUUAGUAACAUUGGAGAGGAAAGAAAUGAUGAAUUGACUCUUGUGGAAUCAGAUGAGGAUGAGCUAUUUAAUGACUCCGUUACUAGGAUAACUACUACAGCAAAUGGUCACGCCACUUCCCUUGUACAGAUUCACAGUUUUCCAUCCAGUGAUCAUGAAGAUCUAGCUGACCCUCAAACAGAGGCAGAAGAAACACCCCCUUCACCUGACCAAAAAGUUGACAAUUUUUAGAAUGCGGUGUUUUACUAAACUGAUAUUUUUUAUAACAAAUGCUUUUCUUUUAGAAAAACAAACAAAGAAUUAAAUAAUUGGUCUUUGACUAUA